This is a messenger RNA of Diachasmimorpha longicaudata, 2054 nucleotides long. It is a transcript of the gene Xxylt, whose product is annotated as xyloside xylosyltransferase 1. The record is from RefSeq and is a predicted model, not a curated record. The transcript is spliced from 2 exons. Lineage: Eukaryota; Metazoa; Arthropoda; Insecta; Hymenoptera; Braconidae. Gene Ontology annotation, cellular component: endoplasmic reticulum membrane. Gene Ontology annotation, biological process: protein O-linked glycosylation via N-acetylgalactosamine. Gene Ontology annotation, molecular function: xylosyl alpha-1,3-xylosyltransferase activity. Bases 168 to 1265 code for a protein of 365 amino acids.
AAGCUGUCAAAGCCCCAGCAUUAAAAAUGGCGUCCAGCCCACACGUCAACAACUCCCCCACCCAGUCCCUCACAAUAAUUUCCAAACAAAAAAUGCUGUGAAAAAUCGUGAACCCCUGAGUGAAUGACCUAGUGCAAUAUUGUAAUGUCGAAUGAUGAAGUAGUUAAAUGCGUUCAUCACGCAACAUCCUGGUGAAACUGACAGUCCUGGGGGUACUGAUAUUCCUCCUGUACUGCCUGCAAACAUCCAACGUCUGGACAAACCACCUGGUGAGUCGAAAUGCUCCCCUGGAGGACAAUCAGACAUCCCCCCUGACCAAGAAUGUCCAGAAUACAUCAGUGACAUCAGCUCAUCCAGCCAAGUCUCCCCAGCCCCCGAGGAACAGCUACUACAAUGUCUGGAGCAUCUUCACCAAGGUGACGACCAACUCUCCCAUGAGGAGGAAAUUGAGGAUCUUCACCGAGUCCUUGAUGAAGCACUCGACAGUCAACCUGACAUUCCACCUCAUCACCGAUGAUGACAGCCAGGUUAUUGCCGAUGAUGUCAUCAAAUUGAACUCCUUGAAGCUGAAUAAAACCAUAAAUGUGCAAUAUUAUGAUGUGCACAAACUGGCACAUCAGCUGGAGGACAUUGUAGAGGUUAUGUCACCAAAGUUCAGUAGCAAACCAGGGACUUACUAUUCAGACGCACUUUUUUUUAUUUCCCUGGGGCUACACAGGAUCGCCUCACCCCAGCAGAAGUUUGCUGUCAUGCUGGAUGUUGACACGAAGCUCAGGAAGGAUGUGAAACUGUUGUUCAAGGAGUUUGAAGGGUUUGGGGAGACAGCGCUUUUUGCACUCACUCCCGAACUGACGCCUGUUUACAGACACGUUUUGUACCUGUACAGGAGCAAAAAUCCUAAGACUUUGUUUGGGGAGCCCUUUGCUGGUGGUGGGUAUCCGGGGUACAACAGUGGUGUGGUGCUGUUUCAUCUGGAGAGGCUGAGGAACUCUCUGGAGUACAAUCAGAUCGUCAGCGAGGACAUGGUGGAGCAUAUGACUGAGAAGUACAGCUUUAAGGGACAUUUGGGAGAUCAAGAUUUUUAUACUCUACUUGGCAUGGAGAGACCCGAAUUAAUUCACACAGUUGAUUGCGGGUGGAAUCGACAAUUGUGCACCUGGUGGAGAGAUCGUGGAUAUGCUGAUGUAUUCGAUAACUAUUCAAGAUGUGAUUCAGAAGCGAAAAUAUGGCAUGGCAACUGCAACACGCCAAUUCCAGAGGACUGAGGCCUCAACUUCUCUCGUUCCAACUGUGAUUUUCAACGGCAAUAAAGAUAUCUAAGGUUACAAGUGGAAACUCCUAAUUGAAUAUUUGGAGAAGCUCAUUCUACAGUUUAUUUACCCUGGAACUAACUUAUUGUACAUUAAUUUCAGUAUUCAAGCAACUCAUCAUCGAGUUUCAAUUUGUUGUCAUUAAUGAGGUGAGUCGGUGCUUGAGAAUCUCCUGCUACCGAAAAUUUAAUUGGUAGAUUAAAUAGGGAAGAAUAGAAUUAAUUAGAAAAUCUCGUUUGUGACAAUAAAAUUUUUUUUGAGGGAGGAAAAAAAUUGAGAUUUGUUUAGAACUGUUUCUGACGAAUUUUUGUAUAUUUGGCCUGUGUUUAUCUUGAUUUUCUACGUCAAUGAAAAUGUUGUUCAAGAUAAUACCUAGAAAACUCAUAAUUUAAUAGUUAGAGAAGCUCAUUCUGUAGUUUACUCACUCUUCAAUUAACUUAUUACACAUUAAUUUCAAUGUUCAUGUACCUCUUAGUUAAGUUUCAAGUUCUCAAUGAUCAGUUGAGCUGGUGCUUCCGAAUCUCGGGCUAUUGAAAAUUUUGAUUUAAAAUUAGUGUAAAAAAUCUAAUGCAGCAAAAAUUGACUAGAUUCCUCUACAACUUCCGUAAAUUUAAUUUCACAUUUACAUUCUGAAUUAAAAAAAAAUCAUUGUAAACUUCCUGUCUGUGGGUUUUCAUUAAAUCCAGGAAAAUCCGAAUAUUUUAUCUGUAAAAAUAUUAAAUAAAGAAAAUAAAUCAGAAUUAA